GAAAGAAAACCAGAGUCGACUUCUCCUCUGUGUGGACAAUAAAAAUUAAUACCUGCUGAAAUCUUCUCUUACAAAACUCUCUUACUAACUUUUCUCCUUGAAGAGAUCAACAGAGCUUCAUCAUGGCAGUUAGCUGCAGACAGAUUCUGGGUUUGGUCUCAGCCAUCAUUGGUGUUCUAGGGACAAUAGUUAUCUGUUUCCUCCCAUUGUGGAAAGUCUCAGACUUCAUUAGUGCUGACAUUGCCACUACUUAUGUGAUCUUUGAGGGUUUGUGGGUGAACUGCAUUCUGCUGACUAAACAUGAGAUGGAGUGCAAAGAGUAUGAUUCUACGCUCACCUUACCUCAAGACCUGCAGGAUGCCAGAGUGCUCAUCGUUUUUGCUAUCAUCAUCCAGUUCUUUGGGAUUCUGCUUGGUGUAGUUGGGGCCAAGUGCACCAACUUUAUACCAGACGCAAGGCGAAAGACCAAAGCGGAUAUAGCUUCUGGAGUGUUGUUUCUCAUUGCAGCUAGCUUGGUGGCCCUGCCUGUCCACUGGACCACACGCACCAUUGUUAAUGAUAUGUUCAACCCUGACCUGGCCAACGAUCAAAGGAGGGAUCUGGGAGCUUCACUCUUCAUCGGCUUCGUGUCCGCAGGACUGCUAUACCUG
This is a messenger RNA of Neolamprologus brichardi, 650 nucleotides long. RefSeq names its product claudin-4-like. The record is from RefSeq and is a predicted model, not a curated record. Gene Ontology annotation, molecular function: structural molecule activity. Gene Ontology annotation, cellular component: bicellular tight junction; membrane. NCBI's taxonomy places the organism in Eukaryota, Metazoa, Chordata, Actinopteri, Cichliformes, Cichlidae.